Molecule: messenger RNA, 842 nt
Organism: Solanum verrucosum
Lineage: Eukaryota; Viridiplantae; Streptophyta; Magnoliopsida; Solanales; Solanaceae
Product: peptide methionine sulfoxide reductase B1, chloroplastic
Exons: 5
Coding region: 19-615 (198 amino acids)
Biological process (GO): response to oxidative stress; protein repair
Cellular component (GO): cytoplasm
Molecular function (GO): peptide-methionine (R)-S-oxide reductase activity
Source: RefSeq, a predicted model, not a curated record
AAGAAUCAAUUUUAGCGUAUGUCCAUGGCUUCUUGGACCAUACCAAUCUCCUCUUUCAGCUCAGCAUUGAAUUUUUCAUCAAAACCCCAAUUGGGAUUCAACAGCAAGCCAUUGUCUUGCCUAACUUUUGGAGGAAUCAAAAACAGAAUCUCAGUCUCAAUUCGUGCAAUGGGCUCCUCAGCUUCUUCUUCGAAACCCGAUAGUGCUCAAGGGGCCAGUAAAAUGGAUUAUAGCUCUGUAAGCGAUGAGGAGUGGAAGAAGAAGUUAACAAAUGAACAAUUUUACAUUACACGGCAAAAGGGUACAGAACGGGCAUUCACUGGAGAGUACUGGAACAGUAAGACCCCUGGAACAUAUCACUGCAUUUGCUGCGACACUCCUUUAUUUGAAUCUUCUACCAAAUUUGAUAGUGGAACCGGGUGGCCAUCGUACUACCAGCCUAUAGACAACAAUGUGAAGUCAAAGAUGGACUUGUCUAUCAUUUUCAUGCCUCGUCAAGAAGUUUUAUGUGCAGCUUGCGAUGCUCAUCUUGGGCAUGUAUUUGAUGAUGGCCCUCCGCCUACUGGAAAGCGUUACUGCAUCAAUAGCGCUUCCCUGAAAUUGAAGCCAAAGUAGAAAUGUGCUGCGUAGAAUACCAAAGGUUAUCGAUUUCACGAGAAAUUCAAGAUAUCAAGCUGCAGAAUUAUUCAUAUGCAGGAAUAAUGUUGCUUCUAAAGUUUCAAUCAAACUUGAGAGUUUCUUCUGUGUGAUGUGUUAAAGUUCAUAUGUUCACAUAUACAUAAUAUAUAAGUUGGUCAAAUGUACUCAUUUUUAGCUUACUCUACGUAGAUAUCUUACAUGUU